AUGCAAAACAGUUACCCGCAGACUUUACAAGAUAUCUUGCCUCUUCGCUAUAGCCAGGAUGAAUUACAAGAGGUGGAUAUUCAGACCUUGGGUUUAUCAGACGAUAAAAACAAUUGUGAAGAUAACACUAGAGAGCUUAAUGCAGAGAAUAUAACAGUUUGGCAAGAGACGAACUAUGAGGAAACUAGCGAUGAACAUACUGAAGAAGAAAAAGAACAGACAUGGGAUGCACUGCAAAGCAUUUGGAUGACAUUGUAUCUUCUCUCCAUCGCAAAUUUAAUCGAAACAGUGGCACAAUCAGAAAACGAUGAAAUCAAAGACCGCUUACUUCGAGCUCUCUUCGAGAACCUCAGUUUGAAUCCAACACCUCCAACACCUGCACAACCCAGUGAGUUGUUCAGCUUAUUUGUGAUCAAUACGGCCUUCAAAAUUAAAGGUUUUGAUUUUUCUAAACAAAUAAAACAAUUCGCACUGAAGCUAAGAAAUGCGAAGAAUUAG
Messenger RNA from Ambispora leptoticha, 498 nucleotides. The record is from the annotation of a GenBank genome assembly. Lineage: Eukaryota; Fungi; Glomeromycota; Glomeromycetes; Archaeosporales; Ambisporaceae.